Epinephelus fuscoguttatus (brown-marbled grouper) is the source of this 4447-nucleotide messenger RNA. It is a transcript of the gene trmt10b, whose product is annotated as tRNA methyltransferase 10B. The coding region runs from base 195 to 1130 and encodes 311 amino acids. The transcript has 9 exons. Gene Ontology annotation, cellular component: nucleoplasm; nucleus. NCBI's taxonomy places the organism in Eukaryota, Metazoa, Chordata, Actinopteri, Perciformes, Serranidae. Gene Ontology annotation, molecular function: tRNA binding. The record is from RefSeq and is a predicted model, not a curated record. Gene Ontology annotation, biological process: tRNA N1-guanine methylation.
AAGCACAGGGGAGGAGCGAUGGUGAAGUGUGUGGAUGGGCUGACACUCCGUCCUCCCUCUUUGGCAAAGCCGGCCACUGACUCACAUUUAGGAGUAUUUAUAUUAACAAAACGACUAUUUUUGGAUCACAUGUGGCGAUAAAUGAUGUUAAGCAGCAGCACAGCACAGCCUAAGAUCCAGUGGAGAGCAGACAGAUGGCGCAUAACAGCUCAGAUGAGUGUGAAAAGCAGCUGAAUGGAGUUUCAGAGGAGAUGGAUCUGCUUCAGAUAGACGUGGACACGGCUGAGGUGGAGGACAGGCCAGAGAGAGAAGCUGCGGCGUUUUCAAAAAAUGUACUGAGGAAGCAGCGUCACUGGGAGAGGCAGCUGGCAGCAAAGAAAAGCAAGAGAAAAGAAGAGAAGCAGCGAAGGAAGCUCAACCGUGAGCAGGAGUCAGAUGCCGGCGCAGAUAAUCCUCAGUUAACCAAACGGGUCAUGAAAGCGAUCACCAAAGAGCGUUUAGCUGAGGCUCAGUCUACAGGGCUCAAACUCUGUGUUGACCUGAGUAUGACAGACAGCAUGUCUGACAAGGAGAUCAGUCGACUGGCCGGCCAGUUAAGAAGGCUGUACGGCUCGAACAAGAAGGCGACUCGACCAUUUCACCUCCUCUUGACGGACCUGAGAGAGGACAGCCGUCUCUACAGAGAGUGCCUUCGAAUGAACGAAGGCUUCCUCAACUACAUGAUGGACAUAACAGAAGAAAGCUGCCUGGACCUUUUCCCUCCAGAAACUGUCGUCUACCUCACACCAGAUGCUGAAGAAGCUCUACCAACAGUGGAUGCUGACAAGGUGUAUGUCCUCGGGGGCCUCGUGGAUGAAAGCAUCCAGAAGAAGUUGAGCUUCUCGAGGGCCACAGAGCUGAGGGUCCACACAGCGAGGCUGCCCAUAGACGAGUACAUGGUGAAGAAAGACAACGCCAAGAAUUUCCACUCAAAGAUCCUCUCUGUUAAUCAAGUGUUUGACAUCUUACUGACUUUCUGCAACACCGGCAGCUGGACAGAAGCCCUGCAGAUGUGGUUUCCUCGGGGGAAGGGUUAUGUUGUCGCGCCAGAGAAAUCCUCACCACUUCCUGUCUCCUCUUCACAAACAUAGCACCUAGAUCCAUUUUCAGUCAUGCUUCAAACGUAACCCUUUAUUGGUUCAUCACUAUCCAUUGUGAAGUUUUUCCCGAUUGCUAAGAGGCUUAAACUGGGAUCCAUCUGAUCUUCAUCAUCACCUUGUUAGCACAGCAGAAGUCACAUUUUGACACCACUUUUUCUAAACAGUUCUCACAGAUCUCACAGGAAGAUGCAAAACUCCGUGUUGCUAUUUGCAAGCAUGGAUCAAAGAGGAAAAAGGGACGUAAUUCCUAGCCCCCAUGAUACAUUGCGUGAAUUAUGGGUGCAACUUCCAGCGUUGAACCACAACUGGCGAUUUCCACUGGUAACAGUUUGUUUACAGUACUCUAUUCUUCUUUCCAAGAGCAACUGGGAAAUAAAACGUGGAAUACACCAGCUCAAACAGGGUUAUGUGAUCAUAUCUCUGCCAUCACUGACUGCCAUCUCAAAGCAGCCGUUAAAAUAGUGUAAACUUAAACAUGGCCCGAGCUAGCUUAAGGUAAACAUCUGCUCCAUCUAAAGAGAUACUUACACAUUCGGCAAAUAUUUACCAUAACUCAGUAUUAACUGUAGCCCCAUGUAAAGUAAAUAAAUGUGAUGUUUCCCAGCUUCACUCGUCUGUGUGAACAAAUAAUUUUCUAAUGUAGGUUGAGAAUGAAGUCAGACGGGGAAAGACAAGGAUAUCAUGUACUGACGUAGAGUGACGGACCUGUCAGUCUAAAUCAUUCUCCUCUGCAAAUUCUGAUUUAAUACUUUUUCUCUCUGUCUUGUGAAACUCUUGUGGUUUUAGUUCUCAUAUCAAUGGUACCUUUUGCAACAGGAACAGUCCCUUUUUGUUCUGGUUACAUGUUGAACACACAGUUGCUGGGGACAAAAAUGUAGCUUGGGCUGGUUGUUAGUCGUUACAGACACAGACAGUGCAACAGGUACCAGAGCUCCACAAAGACAUUUUAAAAAAGUUAACAUUAGUUAAAUAUUUGUUAAAAAAAAUAAUUCAGUAUUUGCUAAACUGAAGGCAAAUUACUUUCUAAAAGAACCAGCGUUGGCGGUUAGCCACCAAGAGUAGCCACUGGGACUCACCACAGACAGUCUCUGGGACUAACUAGCUUACUGCUACUUCCGCUAUCUCACAGGAAGUUGCACCUAUGAUCAUUUCUACAGCGGCGCCCUCAGGAAGAAGGUGGAUAUAGCACCUUUUUUUACAAGAAAUGCAGUACAAAGUGAUUUACAAUAAGGGCAGUAUAAGCAAUCAGAACGAACAUAAAACAGGCGAACAAGGCAACUCAAUAUUCUGUCCUCCUUGUCUCCCUCUCAACUGUCUUCAUAAACUCCAUUUGGUCCAGAAUUCACCUGACCAUAUCAUAACCAGAACCUCCUCCAGAGAUCAUAUCUCUCCUGUUCUCCAGCAGCUUCACUGGCUUCCUGUCAAAUAUUGCAUCGACUUCAAGAUUCUGCCUCUCACUGUUAAUAACCAAGCCACUUCGUACCUGUCUGAACUCCUUAUCUACACACCCUCCCAUACUCUUAUCUCUUCUUAACUCUUCUGCAAUCCAACUCACAAAACUAUCUGCCCACUUGACUACCAUGUGGGCUCUACAGCCUUCAGCCAUUCUGCCACACACCUCUGGAACUCUCUCACCCACCACAUUCACAAUAUUAUAUCAAUAUACUCUCUUUCUACUUUCAAAUCCCGUCUGAAAACACACCUUUUCAUGCUGGCAUAUUCAGUUUGAUUUAAAUGGUGACACACAUAUGGUGACCUGCACUGAAGAUGACUUUAUGAUGAUGACUGUAUACUUUAGAUUUAUAAUUAUGAUUUUUGUCUAGACAUUUUAUUAACAUUUAUUAUAUAUUAAGGAAUUGUUUGAUUUUAUGAUCUAUGGAUACACUGCUGCUUUUUUUUUUUUUUUUACUGUAUCUUGUAAAGUGUCCUUGAGUGCUUUGAAAAGAGUCGAUGAACAAAAUGCAUUAUCAUUAUUAUUUGUAAUAUUAAAGGACAUUUUAUAACAGUUUUUAAAUCAUAAAAUAACUGCUACAUUUUAAAAACAUACAUCAUAAAAUCAAGUAAGAUACAACAUUUUAAAAGAAAUGCAGCAACGUGAAGUAUAAGAAGAAAGAGUUUCAGGCCUGCGUCACUUGCAAAAAUAAUGACGUUAAAGCUGUUGCAACGUUUCGAUGACUAGACCUUCAUUGCCUUGUGCAGGUCUAGUCUUGUCCAGUCUUUUCUACAAGUUUUACUCUUCCCGUCCCUCUCCUACGGACCUGUUUGAAAAUAGAUGUGCGACUUGUACCUUCGUUUUGAUAUCUGUAUCAGUAAAGUCGUAGCUAGUUAAAGGCUGGAGAAAACAGAUACACUGUUAGCUUUAUUUAAAAAAAAAAAAAUAUUUAUUGAGCAGCCCUCUCUGAUGUCUAUACAUCAUGUGCUCCAUAGCUUUGGGGCGUAACUGACAAAAGCCAAAUCCCUGAUCUUCUUCCGGUUGUUGCUGUGAACCUCCAAUAAACCAGCAGCAAAUAUCGCAGUGUUCUUGGAGGCAAAUAAUUACCAACGUAGCUCGGUUUUAGUUCAUCUAGGGCUUUGUAUACAAGGAAGAGGGCCUUGAAAUCAAUUGUACAUGUAACAGGAAGUCAGUGCAGAGCAGCCAAGCUAAGAUUGGCCUUACGUGCUCUCCUCUUGGUUCCUGUACCGUUUACUGUAGGUCUUUCACGUCAGUGACGGCUGAUGGGUGCGGAAAAACUUGCACACAAGCAUAAAGCAUGAAGAAAACUUGCAGGUGCAAAGUGCUAACUCAUGCUGUGAUAUGCUUGCUUGCCUUUUCUGGCAUCUACUCUAAGUAUGCAAAGGCACACAGCUCAAAUCACUGCAAGGUUGAAUCGCCUGGUAUUGAAAGCUGUAUUUGAUGUUUUGUUGUCCAUAAUGAUUGAUUGACUAAAUAUAUUGAUUCAACCAUUGCAUGCUUUUAAUGUUUUAUGAGUGUUUGAGAUUGUCACUUUAACCAGAGACUUAAAGUUCAAGCCUGUGUGUUUGACAUUAUAAUGCGUUCAAGCGAAUGAGACAGAAGAUACGACCUAAUAAGACCCUGGCUGAGGAGAAAUAGAUGCUGCUGUUUAACAUUUCUUGGUAUUGUUUGCAUUGAAACCAGAGAUGAUUAUUAGUUCUCAUUUGACUGACUCAGAGAACCUUUUGUAUUUUUACACCUCCCCAGGAGUCAUGUUUGUUGAGAGUGAAUGGCAGCAUUGUGAACUCUUUUUUUUAAUUAUACAUGAUUAAAUUUCUAUUUUAUAGCUGGAAAAUCCCUGAAGUUUUGUAGGUAA